Molecule: messenger RNA, 2881 nt
Organism: Gymnodraco acuticeps
Lineage: Eukaryota; Metazoa; Chordata; Actinopteri; Perciformes; Bathydraconidae
Gene: prex2
Product: phosphatidylinositol-3,4,5-trisphosphate-dependent Rac exchange factor 2
Exons: 23
Biological process (GO): intracellular signal transduction
Molecular function (GO): guanyl-nucleotide exchange factor activity; protein binding
Source: RefSeq, a predicted model, not a curated record
GAUGCAGACUUUAGUCACAUGGAAAUAACUUUCUGUGCACUUGUUGCCCACUCCUCUCUCUUCUGUGGACUUUUAUUUAUUUAAAUUCCACUUCCUGCAGACACCGGACCAUGCUGCACAUCUCCCUCCUCUGAAGGCUGAGGGGAAACUUUCUUCUGCAGGAUUUAAUACAUAUUACAGGAUUAUUAUUUGUUGAAUGAACCUCCUCACCAUGACGGAGGAAAGCCCGGAGAAGCAGCUCCGGCUCCGGGUGUGCGUCCUCAGCGAGCUGCUGCACACGGAGCGGGACUAUGUGCAAACCCUGGAGUUCCUCUCGGUUUUUCUGCAUCGUCUGGAGCAAUACGCCGCCACCAGAAUCGACAAGAACAUCACGGAGGAGACGGUGAAGGUGUUGUUCUGUAACAUCGAGGAGAUCCUGGCGCUGCACAGAGACUUCCUGUCCAUGGUGGAGGGUUUGAUGCUGCCCGAACCCAACGCCAUGCACGAGGUCGGACGCUGCUUCCUGCACUUUAGGAGUGUUUUCCAGAUCUACGAUGAGUACUGUGGGAACCAUGAAAAGGCCCAGAGGCUUCUGCUGGAACUCAAUAAGAUCCGGAGCGUCCGCACAUGUUUGCUGAACUGCAUGCUGCUGGGGGGCCGGAAGAACACGGAGGUUCCUCUGGAGGGUUACCUGGUGGCGCCCAUCCAGAGGAUCUGCAAAUACCCCCUGCUGCUCAGAGAGCUUCUGAAACGGACCCCGAAGAAGCACAGCGACUUCCCUCAGGCGCAGGAGUCUCUGCAGGUGAUGAAGGCCGUGUGCUCCAACAUCAACGAGGCCAAGAGGCAGAUGGAGAAGAUGGAGAUCCUGGAGGAGUGGCAGUCGCACAUCGAGGGCUGGGAGGGCUCCAACAUCACAGACACGUGCACGGAGAUGCUCAUGCACGGCGUCCUGCUGAAGAUCUCUGCAGGAAACAUCCAGGAGAGAAUCUUCUUCCUGUUCGACAAGCUGCUCGUCUACUGCAAGAAGAAGAACAGACGUUUAAAAAACAGCAAGACGGCGUUGGAGGCUCCUCGCUUCCUGUUCAGAGGGAGGAUCAACACCGAGGUGAUGGAGGUGGAGAACGUGGACGACGGCACGGCGGAUUACCACAGCAGCGGGAACAUCGUGAACAACGGCUGGAAGAUCCACAACACGGCGAAGAACAAAUGGUUCGUGUGUAUGGCCAAGAGUCCGGAGGAGAAGCAGGAAUGGCUGGAGGCCGUCAUGAAGGAGAGGGAGCGCCGCAAGAGUCUUCGGCUGGGCAUGGAGCAGGACACCUGGGUGAUGGUGUCAGAGAAAGGAGAGAAGCUCUACCAGCUGAUGAGCAGAGGAAACCUCAUCAAGGACCGCAAGCGCAAACUCACCACCUUCCCCAAGUGCUUCCUGGGAAGUGAGUUUGUGUCCUGGCUGAUGGACAUGGGGGAGACAGGGAACCCAGAGGAGGGGGUUCACCUGGGUCAGGCUCUGCUGGAGAACGGCAUCAUCCACCAUGUCACAGACAAACACCAGUUCAAACCCGAACCUGUUCUUUAUCGUUUCCGUUACGACGACGGCACGUACCACCCGCGCAGCGACAUGCACGACGUCAUAUCCAAGGGCGUCCGUCUGUUCUGCCGUCUGCACAGCCUCUUCACUCCCGUCAUCAGGGAUAAAGACUACCAUCUGCGGACGUACAAAUCAGUGGUGAUGGCCAACAAGCUGAUAGACUGGCUCAUCGCUCAGGGCGACUGCAGGUCGAGAGAGGAGGCUCUGAUUCUGGGGGUGGAGCUGUGUGACAACGGCUUCAUGCAUCACGUUCUGGAGAAGAGUGAGUUCAAAGACGAGCCGCUGCUGUUUCGUUUCUUCGCCGACGAGGAGAUGGAAGGAUCGAACACCAAACACAAGCCUGUGAAACACGACCUGAAGAUCGUGGAGAACGUGAUCUCCAAGUCUCUGCUGAUCAGACCGACUGAUGGAGGCUACGGCUUCACGCUGGAGGAGAGGAACAGAGUCCCCAUCAUCAAAUGGGGGAGAAGGGGUUCUCCCCUAAAGAUGGCGGGUCUGGAGACGGGGAAGAAGCUGUUUGCUAUAAACGGAGACCUGGUGUUCCUCCGGCCGUUCUCCGAGGUGGAGAUCCUCCUGCAGCGGUGCUUUCACAGCAGGGGGCCCCUCAGGGUCUUAGUGAGCACCAAGCCUCGAGAGACGGUGAAGAUCCCGGACUCGGCCGAUGGUCUGGGUUUCCAGAUCCGAGGCUUCGGCCCGUCAGUGGUGCACGCCGUCGGCAGAGGUACAGUAGCAGCUGUUGCCGGCCUCCACCCCGGUCAGUGUAUCAUCAAAGUGAACGGCAUCAAUGUGAGUAAAGAAAGCCACGCCAGCGUCAUCGCUCACGUCACCGCCUGCAGGAAGUACCGCCGACCCACACAGCAAGAGGCCAUAAAGUGGGUUUACAACAACAGUGAGAGCGCUCAGGAGGAGAACCAGAAACCAGACCAGAGAGCUGAGGAGAGUGGAGAGGGAUUCCAGUGCAAAGUGGAAGAGGUGAUGGAUAAGUUCAACACGAUAGCGAUUAUUGACGGGAAGAAGGACCACGUGAGUCUGACGGUGGACAACGUGCAGCUGGAGUACGGAGUGAUGUACGAGUACGACAGCACGGCCGGGAUCAAGUGCCACGUUCUGGAGAAGAUGGUGGAGCCAAAAGGCUUCUUCAGCCUCACUGCCAAGAUUCUGGAGGCGUUGGCGCGUAAUGAUGACACGUUGGUGCAGAUGUGCGCCCGGCUGAGCUCCAGCUGUGAUAUUCUGCCCGAAGAUCUGCAGAUUCGCUUCAGCUCCAUGUGUUCAGAGAGGGUGGAGCACAUCGCCCGGAGGAGCACCAACUACAGGAAG